Dendrobium catenatum is the source of this 1186-nucleotide messenger RNA. Its product is annotated as NDR1/HIN1-like protein 13. The record is from RefSeq and is a predicted model, not a curated record. NCBI's taxonomy places the organism in Eukaryota, Viridiplantae, Streptophyta, Magnoliopsida, Asparagales, Orchidaceae. Gene Ontology annotation, cellular component: plasma membrane. The transcript has a single exon. The coding region runs from base 259 to 942 and encodes 227 amino acids.
CUCCUGCUCACAAAUUUGUAAAAAAAGGAAGGAAAAAAAAGGGGUCCGCAACCCUGCCAGGCUACUAUAACAAGAGCAGGAAUCUGAGUAAGGUAGAAAGCAAGCAUCGCCAGCAGGUAAACUGUUCCUUUCUCCAUCGCUCCUGCCUCGCAAUCUCUUCUUCAAGACUUCAACAAUGCUCUCCUUCCCCUACACCUCGAACCAUAAAGCCCUAACGCUAACCCCUCCCAAAUCUACAAGCAAGCACCACAACCUGCAAUGGCCGACAAAGUAUACCACCCGGCAAAACCUAAUCCCCCGCCUCCGUUCUCGGCCUCGAAGGGCCAGCCCUUCAAUCGCCCCAUAUACCGGCCUCAGCCUCCGCCGCCGUCAUCAAAGCUCCGCGGCUGCUUCUGCUCUGUCAUUCUCGCCGUCCUCUCCCUCAUCCUCCUCGCAGCCAUCGCCGGCGGCAUCUUCUACGCGAUUUACCGUCCCCACAGCCCAACCUUCUCGAUUUCCUCCCUCCGCCUAUCUGCCCUAAACACCACCUCCUCCACCCACCUCACCUCCCUCCUCGACAUCACGGUCACAGCGCGAAACCCUAAUCGUCGGAUCGCUUACCAUUACGACCAGAUCUCGGUCUCCAUCUCAUCCAACGGCGUCGGAAUCGGCGAGGGAUCGUUUCCGGGGUUUGUUCAUAGCGCGAAGAACACGACGGUGAUGAGCUCGUCGGCGUCGACGGCACCGGAUCUGAAACAGGCCACAGUUCCAUUGGAGCUUUACAUGGAGACGAAGGCAGUGAUCAAGGUUGGUAGUUUGAAGACGAAGAAGGUUGAUAUGAAGAUCUCCUGCGAUGGGAUCGAGAUCGCUGCGCCAAAGGGGAAGAAAUCGCCGCCGGCUUCGACGCUCGAUACGAGCUGCAAGGUGAAGCUCCGGAUGAAGGUCUGGAAAUGGACGAUAUAGAUCCAUUUUGAUUGAAUAUUUGAUUCAGUUGAGUAGUGAAGAAGAAGAUGAUUGGUAAAGUGGAGUGGUUUUGUUUUUCAUUUUUUUGAUUCUAUUUGAGAUGUUGGAUUAUUAUUAUUAUUAUUAUUAUCAUAAGGGUUGUAUUUGUAAAAAAACAUGUCAUAACUCCUAUUAGAGGGUUGAAUUUGUAGGUUUUUUCUGUAAGAUGGGUUUGAGAGAAAAUAUUGGGGAAAAGUUUUAAUCA